Nothobranchius furzeri (turquoise killifish) is the source of this 1135-nucleotide messenger RNA. It is a transcript of the gene cmss1, whose product is annotated as cms1 ribosomal small subunit homolog. The record is from RefSeq and is a predicted model, not a curated record. Gene Ontology annotation, cellular component: 90S preribosome; nucleus. NCBI's taxonomy places the organism in Eukaryota, Metazoa, Chordata, Actinopteri, Cyprinodontiformes, Nothobranchiidae.
AUAAAAUCCCACUUAGGGAGUUUGAGCAGUGCUGCUUUGAACGCACCACCAGCAUGCUCCCAUAGCGGUUUAUCCGAUUGGUCAGAUCACGAGCCAGACCAGGAAGAUGGGAGACGAUUUGGGUGACGAAUGGUGGAAACGUGAAGAUGGAUCUGAGGAUGAGGAGGAAACAGAACAAGAGAAACAGCUGGCAGAGAAAACAAAGACUAAACCAGAAAAGAGGAAGAGGGUAACGGGGAAAGCAGCUAAAGCCAAGAAGAAGAAAGAUGACACCCAGAAAGAGUGUGUUGUCUCUGAAAAGAAAGCUUGUGAAGAUCACCAAUCAACUAAAACUAAAAAGAAGAGAAAGAGGAAGAAGAAAAUCAUCACAGAUGUCUUGGCCUCCUCUGAGCCGAAGCCCGGCUGUCCGGCUGAUCUGCAGGAUCUAGUCUCACGUUACUUCUCAGACAAGCGCUCAGUCAUUGAGCUGGAGGAGCUCAAGCUGCAGAACUCCUGCUUCCUGUCCAGUAAUGACCUGACACACAGCCUCUCGUCUUACCUGAAACAAGUUUGUCCCAAGUGGGCAAAGAUCCAAAAGCAGCACACAGAGAAGAGUUCAGUGGUGGUCCUCAUUGUCUGCAGCUCGGCUCUGCGAACCAUUGAGCUAAUCAAGCAGCUGACGGCUUUCAAAGGUGAAGCCAGAGUUGUGAAACUCUUUGCCAAACACAUCAAGAUAGAGGAGCAGGUGAAGCUGCUGCAGAAAGGCGUCACGCACAUCGGAGUGGGAACACCUGGCAGGAUCAGUGCUCUCAUUGAGAAAGAGGGUUUGACCUUGGAGGCGCUAAAGUACCUGAUCCUGGACUGGAACUGGAGAAAUCAAAAACUCAGACGGAUGGGGGAGAUUCCUGAGAUUAAGUUGGACUUCAUGAAGCUGCUGGAGAGUGGAAUCCUGACAGCUUGUAGAGAAGACAAAGUCAAAAUCGGAUUAUUUUAACUAACUUUUUCAAUCAUCAAAAGACAAAUGGUGUUUUUGACGCUUAAGAUGUUUAAUAUUUUUGUUUUAGUUUGUGUCCGUUUUUUACCUCUUUGUGAGACUUGUCAUUAGUGUUUCCAUCUACAACUGUGAUAUGUUAAAUAAACCGGCUCAAUAUAAAAA